This is a messenger RNA of Sphaeroforma arctica JP610, 739 nucleotides long. RefSeq lists its product as hypothetical. The annotation marks the transcript as partial. Lineage: Eukaryota; Ichthyosporea; Ichthyophonida. The record is from RefSeq and is a predicted model, not a curated record. The transcript has a single exon.
GUCGAAGGCUUUUUAUUUGAAAUUUGAACAAAUUUUGCACGAUAAAGUCAGUAAAUGUACAAUAAUACAAAUCCGAGACGUCUAUAUAUCCGAAGACGAAUUCUCUGUCUGGGACGACAACAAAAGUACAACCGCUAUCGCACCACCAGACACUACGAACAGCAGUACAUUCCUCAAAAUAGUGACUGGCGAUUUUUUAAACAGACGCAAGGACAAUACCCAGCCAACUGUGACACAAAAGUCGAAAAACUCAGAACAGCUACAAAUAGCUUCAUCGUCAACACAACAACCUGCUGAGAGCGAAGAACUCUGUACCAGAGACAGUGGCAUGUUUGUGGGUGGGGCCUAAGUGAGCUACGAGUGAUAUGUGAAUAACCAACCUAGUUUUCCCAUAGAAGUGGUAUCAUUGCAACGUAGGUAUUUUAUGUAUCAUGAAUGAUGGUAAUGUAUAACUGUCAGUAAACUACAAGACUAUGUGCGAUAGCAUCAGACUAGCAAAUACAAACCCUCUGGACUUCUACAAACAGUUAUGUGCUACAUUUGAUUUAGAAGCUCAAAUAGAUGAAGUCUAUGCCUUCCGUGGACCGGACUAUAUUUAUUUGCCAUGGACGGAGGUGAAUGGAUCAGCGUAAAGUUAUGUUAAAGGGAAAUCAUGUUGAACUUCUGAUGCAUCUUGAAAAGUAUUGUGCCUUGAGCCAAGUCUGUGUCCAGAUAAAUGAAUCCAAUUUUAAAACUAGAA